This is a messenger RNA of Dalotia coriaria, 702 nucleotides long. Its product is annotated as kinesin light chain-like. The record is from RefSeq and is a predicted model, not a curated record. The transcript is spliced from 2 exons. Gene Ontology annotation, cellular component: cytoplasm. Gene Ontology annotation, molecular function: kinesin binding. Gene Ontology annotation, biological process: microtubule-based movement. The coding region runs from base 1 to 702 and encodes 233 amino acids. Lineage: Eukaryota; Metazoa; Arthropoda; Insecta; Coleoptera; Staphylinidae.
AUGCAGUCGCAACGUACAGCUAUUACUCAAUUUGCCCAAAGGGUAAACAAUCGUUAUGUGUUUCGGCCGCGAUUACAAACUGUGUACGACGAGAUGCAUGGUAUUAUAAACAAAGGUCAUUUCAAGAUCGCAGUACCUCUCUGUGAAAUAUUACUGAAGGACCAGAAGAUCGAGGAUCAUCCGGAUGUCGCCUUUUUGCUGAACAUCCUUGCAUUACUGUACAACGAGCUCAGUAUGCUUGAGGAUGCAACCAACGCUCUGAAGAAAGCAUUAGAUAUCAGAGAGAAGACGGGGAACGAGGAUGAUCUGUUUGUUGCUGCCGUUCUUAAUGAACUUGCUUUGGUGCAUAGCAAGCGAGGUAUGUUUGAAGAUGUGGUGUCGUACAGAAGUCGAGCAAUGGAGAUCACACAGAGAGUUUCCGGUAGUGACAACUUUAUUCUUGAUUUGAUUUUACUUUACGACGAGCUCAAUAGACUGGAGGACGCAUCCAACGCUCUGAAGAAAGCUUUAGACAUCAGAGAAAAGAUGGGGAACGAAGAUGAUUUGUUUGUGGCUGCUAUUCUUAAUGACCUAGCUUGGGUGGAUAGCAAAAGAGGUAUGUUCGAAGAUGUGGUAUCGCACAGUCGUCGAGCAAGGGAAAUUACAACGAAAUUCUGCGAGAGUAUCAAUUCGGAUUUUGGUUUGUUAUACUUACUCGUAUAA